AUGGAAGAUGGGCUAAUUACAGCUAAUCAUGGAAUAGGAGUUAAACUUGAAAAAGGAGAAAUAUUGGACGAAAAUAUGUCAACAGAAAAUGUGUUGAUUAAACAAGAACUAAUUGAAAUCGAUGAAAAACCAUUUUUACUUUUUUUGAUUAAAGAGGAAUCAUUCGAAGAAAUUGACACAAUAGAACAUCCGAUAGAUACAACUGAAAUAAUUAAAUUGGAACAUUCUGCUUCAAGAUUUCAAGAAAAGAAACCAUAUUCUUGUAAUUUUUGUGACAAAAGAUUUAAAAAUCGAAGAAAUUUAGUUGUGCAUCAUCGAGUUCAUACCGGUGAAAAACCAUUUUCGUGUAAAUAUUGUGAUAAAAAAUUUAAUCAGUAUAACAAUUUAGUUGAUCAUAUACGGACUCAUACAGGUGAAAAACCAUUUUCUUGUAAAAUUUGUGAAAAAAAGUUUAGUUGGCAAAGUAGUUUGAUUAUUCAUAAUCGAAUUCACACGGGAGAAAGGCCUUUCUCGUGUAAGGUUUGUGAUAAAACUUUUACGCAACAGAGUAGUUUGAAAACACAUCAUAAAAAAAUUCAUACCGGGGAAAAACGUUUUUCAUGUGAAAUUAUUGCAGAAGAAAAUGUACAAAUUAAAGAAGAAAAUGAAACCGAUAAAUUAGAAGAUUCUGCUUCAAGAAUUCAAGAAAAUAAACCAUUUUCAUGUGAUUUUUGUGACAAAAAAUUUAGUUUGAAAUGUGUUUUAAUUGCCCAUAAUCGAACUCAUUCGGGAGAAAAACCAUUUUCAUGUGAAGUUUGUGAUAAAAAAUUUACUCAACAAACUAAUUUAAAUCGACAUAAAGUAGUUCAUACUGGUGAAAAACCAUUUUCAUGUGAAAUUUGUGAUAAAAAAUUUAGUCUGAAAAGUAUUUUAAUUGCCCACAAUCGAACUCAUACGCGAGAAAAACCAUUUUCAUGUGACGUUUGUGAUAAAAGAUGUCAAAAUCGAAGAGAUCUAGUCGUUCAUCAACAAAGUCAUACUGGUGAAAAACCUUUUUCAUGUAGUAUUUGUGAUAAAAAAUUUAGCCUGAAAAGUUUUUUAAUUACCCACAAUCGAACUCAUACGGGAGACAAACCAUUUUCAUGUGAAAUUUGUGAUAAAAAAUUCACUCAACUUAGCACGUUAAAAACACAUAAAGCAAUUCAUAUUGGAAAAAAAACAUUUUCAUGUGAAAUUUGUGAUAAAAAAUUUAAUCAAAAAACUAAUUUAUAUAGACAUAAAAUGGUUCAUACUGCUAAUUAAUUUAUUUAUUUAUUUAUUUCUGUUAGAAAUAAUAAACUCAAUCAUUACUCGCUCAUUCGCUCACUCGCUCGCUCUGCACAGUGUGUACAAUGUGCUCAGUGUAUUUGUGUGCACUGUUGUGUAAACUUUAGAAAGCACCCUUAUACAAUAAGUGUGUAUGGUGCUUUCUAACCCUUAUACAAUAAGUGUGUAUGAAUGAUAA
Chrysoperla carnea is the source of this 1483-nucleotide messenger RNA. Its product is annotated as zinc finger protein 271-like. Gene Ontology annotation, biological process: regulation of DNA-templated transcription. The transcript is spliced from 2 exons. Bases 1 to 1281 code for a protein of 426 amino acids. Gene Ontology annotation, molecular function: DNA-binding transcription factor activity, RNA polymerase II-specific; RNA polymerase II cis-regulatory region sequence-specific DNA binding. NCBI's taxonomy places the organism in Eukaryota, Metazoa, Arthropoda, Insecta, Neuroptera, Chrysopidae. The record is from RefSeq and is a predicted model, not a curated record.